Physcomitrium patens is the source of this 1636-nucleotide messenger RNA. RefSeq names its product polyadenylate-binding protein 2. Lineage: Eukaryota; Viridiplantae; Streptophyta; Bryopsida; Funariales; Funariaceae. Gene Ontology annotation, molecular function: poly(A) binding. The record is from RefSeq and is a predicted model, not a curated record.
UUGGCGUUGUUUAGUCCUCCCCCCGCCCUCUAUUUUCAUGCGAGUGAGUGAGGGCUGGAUUUGGGUAAGUGGGGUGUGUUGGUUGCGUCGGGGAGGAGGAGGAGGAGGAGGAGGAGGAGGAGGAUGCAAAAUUAGGUCGACGCUGCUGCUGCCGUUUGUAGUGACACUUUCAGUGCUGGGUUGGAAGAGUAGGAGGAGAAAGGAGAAAGGAGGAAGAAAGGAGUACUUCAGGAUUGAAGUGGGCUUCAUCGUCAUCGUCCUCUGCCUUCCGUUUUCAUACUCACUCCCAUUCCCCACCCACUCGUGCCGCACGGGAGCAACCUCCAAGGCAGGCAGGCAGGCAGGCAGGCAGGCAGGCAGGCAGAAAGGCCCUUUCGCCAUUGUCUCGUUUGUAUUGUGGCAGUGGUUGUGUUUCAGCCUACUCCUUGUCCUGGAAAUUAUUCUGUAAGGGUUUUGGGUACCGUAGUUUUUAAUUUUCAUUUUCAAUUUUUGAAAAAAGAAAGAAAAAAGGAAAAGAGUCACCCCGAAACUCAGUACAGUCAAGAGUUAGGGUAGGAGUUGUACAGCUCGUUGUCGCUUGGGCUUAGGGUUUGUUCGUAACUAGGAAGUUUUAAUGGAGGAGGAGCAUGAAGUGUAUGGGGGUGACAUACCCGACGAAGUGGAGGGGGAGCUCGAGGGGGACUCUGAUGGAGAUUGCGAGGACCUCCUCCUUAAGGGGGACAUUGGCAUUGAUGAAGCUGCGUCUAAGGAGCUGGAGGAGAUGAAGAAACGUUUGAAGGAGAUGGAGGAAGAGGCCGCUGCUCUACGUGAUAUGCAAGCUAAAGUUGAGAAAGAGAUGGGUGGUAGUCAAGACUCGGCAAUCACAAGUGGAGCCCAGGCUAACCGAGAGGAGGCUGAUGCUCGAUCUGUUUUUGUUGGCAAUGUUGAUUAUUCCUGCACUCCAGAAGAAGUACAACAACACUUUCAGUCAUGUGGCACAGUGAAUCGCGUCACAAUUUUGACCGACAAGUUUGGACAGCCAAAAGGAUUUGCCUACGUGGAGUUCUUGGAAGUAGAAGCAGUUCAAAAUGCAAUACUUCUUAGCGAAUCUGAGUUACAUAACCGUCCACUCAAGGUCACAUCAAAGAGAACAAAUGUACCUGGAAUGAAGGGCUUUCGGGGGCGACCAUACGCCCCUUAUUAUGGGUACCGCCCACGGAGGCCCUUUUCAGCUCCCUAUGGGUAUGCUUCCUAUGGUUCUGGGAAAGUGCCAAGGUUCAGGAGGCCAAUGCGUUACAGGCCUUAUUAUUAGGCAACUUGUGCUAUUGGUACAUUCUAUUUUUGACUGUACAUUGGUCCAUCCACAUGAAGUUUAAGAGAGGAUUUGGGUGGCCAGCGGUCUUAGUUGUCACUCGAGAUCUAAGGAUAGGAUAUGUUGCCUCUCAAAUCGGGUUCAGUCAGAAAGAGAACAACCUCAAAGUUUGGGGAGUUGACAAAUGGUUGAAAUUCACAUGUGUUGGAUUCUUUUUACCCUGGAGGUUGAAUGAUUCUUUAGGCUAUGUGGUUUAGGACACGUAAGUUAUUCUAAAAUGCAUGAGCUCGUGAUUGUGACGAACUCUAUAUUUGUUAAUUGAGUUCUGUGCUUUUCAUUUUUGCA